Molecule: messenger RNA, 1386 nt
Organism: Pyrus x bretschneideri (Chinese white pear)
Lineage: Eukaryota; Viridiplantae; Streptophyta; Magnoliopsida; Rosales; Rosaceae
Product: transcription termination factor MTERF6, chloroplastic/mitochondrial-like
Exons: 1
Coding region: 238-1386 (382 amino acids)
Biological process (GO): regulation of DNA-templated transcription; chloroplast organization
Cellular component (GO): chloroplast
Molecular function (GO): double-stranded DNA binding
Source: RefSeq, a predicted model, not a curated record
UAAGCCCAUAGAGUAAGUUUGAAAACAGAAAAAGGAAAAUCAAGAUGAAAAAGGUUUUGGCCAAAUACAGACAGGAAGGGACAGAAAAAGGGGCAGGGUUUGAAGAACCCUAACACAAGCGGAGUUGGCGACAAAGCAUACUGCUGGGCAUCACAGGCAAGUUUAUAUUUCAAAUCCAAUUUUUCUGUCUUUCAUAUGCAAAUCACUGCUAAAACCUCACUAUAAACCCCCCAAAAUAUGAUAACCUUGAUAAACAAAAAGCUAAUCUCACUCUCACUAACCUCUGUCGGGCUUCACAAAUCCCCUCUCUGCAACUCAAUCUCUCUCUUUUUCUACUCUUCGUCCCGACCCAAAAAGUGGAAAUCAAAACCCAAAAUUGCAGUAGCUGAAUACUUAAUCAGCCAGCACCAGUUUUCCCCAGAAGCCGCUCUGAAAGCCGCAUCAGCAGUCGCUUAUCUGAAAAGCCCUGCUGAAUCCAGUUCGGUGAUUUCGUUUCUCAGGGAAAGCGGCUUCUCGAAAACCCAUCUGGAAGAUGUGGUUAAAAGGGUCCCCAGGAUUCUUAUUGCCAAUCUUGACAUUGUCCUCAAACCCAAAUUCAAGGUUUUCCAGGACUCGGGCUUUUCGGAUUCCGACAUUGUUGAUAUUGUGUCCGCUGACCCCUGGCUUCUGUUGCGAAGUGCCGAUAAUCAGCUUGGCCCUGCUCUGUUGGUGCUGAAGAACAUUCUCGGAUCGAAUGCUAGUGUGCUCAAGGUUUUAAAGUUGUCUGGUGGAGUUCUCAAAUAUGACUUGGAGAAGACAUUGAUGUCUAAUGUUGAGGUCUUACAGAGUUAUGGUAUAAAAUCGUCACAAAUUAUCAAAUACAUUUUUCAUUUUCCGAGAUUUUUUGUGCAUAAGCCGGAGAGCAUUGUGGAUGUUAUUAAAAGGGUCGACGAGAUGGGUUUCGAUAUGAAGUCCAAGAGGUUCCUAUCAGCAAUUCGGAUCAUGACUUCGCUCACUGUCGAGACAUGGGAACGGAAGGUGAAGCUUUUCAAGAGUUUGGGGCUUUCAGAAGAUGAUAUCUCAGCGGUGUUUAGGAGGGUACCCCAGGUGUUUGGAAUAUCUGAGAAGAAGAUUGAGGAGGUUGCAGAGGUGCUUCUCAGCACUGGCAAGUAUGAUAUCUCGUUUAUAGUUAAUCACCCAGAAUUGCUUAUUUAUAGUGUCAAGCACACGCUGAAACCACGACUACAAGUUAUGGAGAUCCUCGAAAAGAAAAAACUACUUGGGAAAACACCUAAUUUGACCACAAUCUGCAAGUACUCUGAACAGAAGUUUGCUGAAUUAUAUGUUGUUCCUUAUACAAAUGAACUUGAAGGAAGAGUGCAUGGAGUGGAAAUCAAGAUCUCCUGA